Eimeria mitis is the source of this 711-nucleotide messenger RNA. RefSeq lists its product as uncharacterized. NCBI's taxonomy places the organism in Eukaryota, Apicomplexa, Conoidasida, Eucoccidiorida, Eimeriidae. The transcript has 2 exons. The coding region runs from base 1 to 711 and encodes 236 amino acids. The record is from RefSeq and is a predicted model, not a curated record.
AUGCUAGCAGCAGAACAAGAAUACAACCAACAGCAGCAGCAGCAGCAGCAGCAGCAGCAGCAGCAGCAGCAGCAGGGUGGUGGUGCUGCAGAAGGAACUGCAGCAGCUGUUGCUGCUGCAGCAGCAGCACUAAAUACAUUAAAGUAUACAAGGAGAGAAGGAGACGAACCACCACCACCACCACCACCAGCAGCAGCAGCAGCAGCAGCAGCAGCAGCAGCAGGAGGAGCAGCAGCAGCAGCAGGAGGUACAGCAGCACUAAAUACAUUAAAGUAUACAAGGAGAGAAGGAGACGAACCACCACCACCACCACCACCACCAGCAGCAGCAGCAGCAGCAGCAGCAGCAGCAGGAGCAGCAGCAGGAGGUGUAUUAUCUACAGAAAAUAUAGGUUUAUCAUUAAGAAGAAGACAGCAGCAGCUGCAGCAGCAGCAGCUGCGGUUGCUGCUGUCACAAGCAGCAAAGACACCAAAAACAUUUUACGGUGUACGUGCAGCAGCAGAAAUAAAAAUAGGAGAUAUAGAUUUGCUGCUAGCUGAAUAUCAGCAGCAUAUAGAUAUUAUAGAUAGAGCCACGUUGCUGCUGCAGCAGCAGCUGCGGCUAGACCAGGAUAACAGCUGCAUGCAGCAGCAACAGCAGCAGCAGCAGCAGCAGCAGCAGAUGCUGCUGCUGCAGCAGCAAACGGGUAGAAGGAGGCCUCUAGAUAAUUAA